Molecule: messenger RNA, 459 nt
Organism: Synchytrium microbalum
Lineage: Eukaryota; Fungi; Chytridiomycota; Chytridiomycetes; Synchytriales; Synchytriaceae
Exons: 3
Coding region: 1-459 (152 amino acids)
Source: RefSeq, a predicted model, not a curated record
AUGACUGUCGAAACUCCAAUUCACGGUACUAAGCCCACUCCAUCUGGUUCGCUACCUGUUCACAGCGAGGGUCUUCCAGCAUCUCGAGCUGAAGAGAUCACCCUUGGAAUGUUGAAAGCGACAAUGGCCAACCUUCAAGCAGAAGAGUCUCGUACUUAUGGAUCUACAUUGGAAGGCGGCGCUGGAUCUACUGCAGCUCAAGCACUCUCUGCAUAUGCUGCCGCAGUAGCUCAGCAACAUGGAGUACCCACUACUGAAAUCCUUCAAAAGGUCCACAAGGGAGUCGCAGCUGAUCCUGCAGAUUUGGCUGAGAAACUCGCUCAAGAAGGUCAAGACAUGUCUGCAAUGGGCAGUGAUGUCUCCAAGGGUAUCGCUCUAUUGAUCGAAAAGGCUGCUGAAAAGAUGCGUGAAGCCUCUGCCCUUGCUUUACAUGAAUUCGAAAAUGAGGCACGUUCCUAG